This is a messenger RNA of Tetranychus urticae (two-spotted spider mite), 1853 nucleotides long. RefSeq lists its product as uncharacterized. The record is from RefSeq and is a predicted model, not a curated record. NCBI's taxonomy places the organism in Eukaryota, Metazoa, Arthropoda, Arachnida, Trombidiformes, Tetranychidae.
AUCGUUAAGGUUAAAACCUGUAAACAUCGUCAUUAGACUGAAACCAAGAGGGAACGAGAAACAACCAAAUAAUAUAAAAAACCAAAGUAAAACCAAAUUAUCAAAUAAAUCAUAAUAAAACCAUUGCAAGAGUUGUGUUGCAAGUUCAAAGUUUAAAGCAAAUCUUGUCUUCAAUUGAAAGGCGCAACUUGUCCAAUUGCGAAUACAAGAAACUUUUCUUUUACUCGAUCUUCAUUUCUUGGUGUAAACUUGAAAUUUACCAGUGAAGUUCAUAAGACAAUUUAAAAUCUUCUCGACAUUUGAUGAAAUUUUUUUAAAAAAUUCAUCCUUUUCUUCACUAUUCACUGUUUCCUUGUUCACUAUUGGAAUCAAAAUAUUGGAAUAAGCUGAAUUUUUCAUUUUACGUUCUUCAUUUGCAAUCAGUUUGUCCUUUUCACCUAUAAAAUCAACAUUAUUCAUUUAUAAUAUCCAUCAAUAUCAUCUUCUUCAUCAACACGAAGAAAAAAAAUUUUGCUUCGCUGGUUUGCUGAUUUUCCCCAUUUCAUUUCAUCUUAAGAUUGAACAAACUGUUGCGUCUGUUUUGACCAAGUUUUGGCUCAAGUUUAACUUGAAAAAAGUUACCAUUCUGCUCAGUUUACUCUUGCUUCCACAUUUUACCGUGAAAAAGGUAAACUUGUAAAGACAUUUGUAGAACGAAGAGAAAAAUGUUUUCCUUAAAAUUAUUUCCAUUGGCUCAGCACAAUGUUAUCCUUGUGGCGUGUCUCCUCUUUAUACUGGAUCAUUGUGUUUGCACCGAAAAAUCGCGUUUAACCAGUUUAUCGACCAAAUCAAUGACAAACAAAAUGGUUCCUUUAAUGAAGAGGUCAGCCUUUCCCGAGCGACGGUUAGAUUGCGAUCUUUUCUGUCGACGAACUGGUUUUGCUGGUUCAGUUGGUGGUUGUCAAUGUGGUUAUACUUUGUUCAAUGUAAAAAGAUCAGACGAAUUAUCUGAUUACACAGAUGAACCCUGGUUAAACUGGAUAAACUUUAUUCGAUCAAAAUCCAUUCUGGACAAAUACGGACUGACCAAUGAAGCCAAUCCAGACAAUUACGCUUCACUGAAAACAACGGCCGACUCUCGAGACUAACAGAGCCGGUCAACAACACACUCUACCAACUCUCAUUUAAUCCCAAUUAGUGUGUGUUAACUCAUAUUGAGAUGAAGCCAAGUAAAUUAUUUGAAACAAAAAACAAAAUGUGAAUCCAAAAAUGAAAAGCAAAAUUAGUUGAGUAAAUAAAGAAAAGUAAUAAUUCUAACAUUUUUUCAAUCAACCAUCCAUUAAACUAAUAAGUGUAAACUUGUCCCAUCAUCAUCAUGACCAUCAUCACAAUCAUCGACACAAUCAUUGAUCAUUUCAACCAUUUCAUGUGAAGCAAGAAACUUAAUGUUAAUAAAAAAAGGUAAAAACAAAAUGCAACAAAAAAAAAUUGAAAGAAAAUUUUGGACCCAAAAAGAGAAGCAGAAAAAUCAAUCCAAAGUCCAAAGCUAAUCGAUCAUUCAUCGAAGAACCAUUUACCUGUUAUCAUUAUAUUAUCAUUACUGUUACCAGUAUUAUCAUUAUUAUCAUCAUCAUUAGGAAGGCAACAUAUACAAUGAACAGAGGAAAGGUAAAGAGAGUGAAAACUCGAUAAUAUUGACUUGGAAAAAAAAAAGUUUUCCCAAUAAAUACAAGUUGAACAUUUACCAUGGAAACCAGGGAGAGAAGAAAGUGUUCAAUCAACUUUACCGCAAACAACAACAAUUGUUGCUUGUCAGUGUUAUCAUGAUUCUCAGUCGAUAUCAAAAUUGAAAUAAAGCGCUAAAUUGUUGCCCA